This is a messenger RNA of Cyprinus carpio (common carp), 4454 nucleotides long. RefSeq lists its product as uncharacterized. Lineage: Eukaryota; Metazoa; Chordata; Actinopteri; Cypriniformes; Cyprinidae. The record is from RefSeq and is a predicted model, not a curated record. Bases 9 to 4319 code for a protein of 1436 amino acids. The transcript has 2 exons.
GAGCCCAUAUGGCGAAAAUGGAUGUCCGGGAGGCAGCAAGGAAGCAGGAGUAUGGAGAACAGGAGCGACGAUUUAGAGCUCUUCAACAUCAAUUCAGCUUAUUACAGACUGAGGUUCAGGCUCGUACCUCCUUUACUCCUGAGCCACGCCCGACCAAUUUAGAUUAUCUUGAUGGCCAGGGUGGAGAUGCAGAUCCUGGAACCCGACGUUCUCCUCACCAGUUUACCUCCCACACAAGGGAUGCUGACCCUAAUGUUGAUUAUUCUGGACCAAUGUGGCCUCGUGAACCUCGACUGGAAAAGUUAGCUGACUCUGAUGAUAUAGAGCAUUUUUUAAUAACUUUUGAGCGAAUCGCCACAGCUUGCCGCUGGCCCAAGGCUGAUUGGACUUUUCACUUGAUUCCGUUAUUGACUGGCAAAGCAAGGGCUGCAUAUGUUAAUAUGGAUUUGGAUGAUUGUAUCGAGUAUGAGAAGGUCAAGGCAGCCAUCCUCAUUAAAUACGAUAUCAGUGCAGAGACCUAUAGACAGAGGUUUCGCUCCUUAGAUGUCUAUCCAUCCGAGAGUCCAAAAGAACUGUACAUAAGGCUGAAGGAACUCUAUGGCAAGUGGAUUAGACCCCGGGAGAAAACCAUCGAAGAGGUGGGUGAAAUGAUCAUUCUAGAACAGUAUCUUCGCAUGCUUUCUCCUGAACUCCAGGUCUGGGUCCGGGAACGGGACCCUAGGACCGCAGCGGAUGCCGCGUCAUUAGCUGAUGUCUUUGUGGCUGCAAGAAAAAAGAAUCAACCGUGGAGUUGGACAACUGGUAGUGACUCCCGACGGGCCCCGUUCCAUCAGAAACCGGUGCCUGGGGCGGGUAAGUCUCCCAAGGGAGAUUUUCCAGAAGUUAGACGGCAUAACAUUUUAAGAGGACCAGUCAUUUGUUUCCAGUGCGGACAAGAGGGCCACACAAGGCCAGCCUGCCCACAAAAUGCUGCUAAACUAACUAACUUGUGUUAUGCUCCCAGAGGCAGCGCAGCAAAGAUAACCAAACCAAAGGUACUGUUACAGAUCAAGACGGUGACCGUAAACGGGAAAGAACUGAAGGCCCUAGUGGAUACUGGGAGUGACCAGACUCUGGUGAACAGGAAAUUUGUGGCUCCAUCUUUAAUUAGGGCCUAUAAUAAAUUACCCAUCUGCUGCGUACAUGGGGAGGAAAGAAUGGUGCCAACUGCAGACCUAUAUAUUGGGGUUGAAGGUCAAACCUACCUGUUAGAAGUAGGGGUAGCAGAUAAUCUUCCGUAUCCCGUAGUUCUUGGUCGUGAUUUACCAGUGCUCCUAGAUCUGGUCAAGCCCGUGCAGCAGUGCAACAUAGUGAUAACAAGGGCCAUGGCAAAGCAGCCGGAAGAAGCGAUACAGACUCUUUCGACACUGCCCUUUUAUGACGUAGAUUUAGCGAUGGGCAUCACAAAAUCAAGAAAAUCUAGACGUCAAAAGAGACGAGCAAAGCUUGGGUAUAAUGCCUCCCAAUUGCCCGUAGAGAGCACAUGCAAUCUAACCCCACAUGUCCAGCUGCCUACUAACAUAAUUGCAUUACAGCAAAAAGAUGUUAGUCUUGCUGUUUGCCUACAGAAAGCAAACCAGGAGACCACAGGGGAGGGACCCACUAAUGACAAGGGUGAGCAUUUUGUAUUUGAACAGGGCAUACUCUACCGCCAAAUCGGACUGGUAAAACAGCUGGUGGUUCCGCAGGAUACUCGAGAGGUUGUCCUUCACCUGAGCCAUUCCAUUCCCUGGGCUGGCCACCUAGGGAAAAAGAAAACCACUGCACGUAUCAAAAGACACUUUUACUGGCCCGGCUUGGAAACGGAUGUUGCCCAGUACUGUAAAAGUUGCCCUGAUUGUCAAAAAGUAUCCAUCAAACGUCCAUCAAGAGUGCCCCUCCAGCCCCUUCCUGUAAUCAGUACACCAUUCGAACGUCUGGGCAUGGAUGUCGUUGGCCCUGUGGAAAAGAGCUGUGCAGGUAACCGGUUUCUACUGGUGAUCACUGAUUAUGCUACGAGGUACCCAGAGGUAUUCCCUUUAAAGUCUGUCAAAGCUAAAUAUGUUGCAACUUGUCUAGUCCAGUUCUUUUCCAGAGUCGGACUGCCAGCUGAAAUUCUCACUGACCAAGGGACCAAUUUCAUGUCCAAUCUCCUGAAACAAGUCUACCAGUUGCUGGGUAUUAAGAGUUUGCGGACAACACCUUACCAUCCUCAAACUGAUGGGCUCACAGAACGAUUUAAUCAGACAUUGAAACAAAUGCUGCGGAAAUUUGUUGGUGAGACUGGCCGGGACUGGGACCAAUGGCUCCCGUAUCUUCUUUUUGCUUAUAGAGAAGUACCCCAGGCUUCUACCGGGUUUUCUCCGUUUGAGCUCUUAUACGGCCAUGAAGUUCGGGGACCUCUGACACUACUUAAAGAAGUCUGGGAAGGCGACCAUGGUGAGAGUGAGCCUAUUAACAUUGUGUCUUAUGUCUUGCAAAUGAGGGAACGUCUGGAGAAAAUGAGGACUUUGGCGCAGACCCACCUGAUGGAGGCCCAGAAGCACCAAAAAACAUGGUACGACCAAACGGCACGGGAAAGAGGCUUUGUGGUUGGAGACCGAGUACUUGUGAUGCUGCCGAGUCAGGAGAGCAAGCUGUUGGCCAAGUGGCAGGGCCCCUUCGAGAUCAGGAACCAGCUAGGCCCCACCACGUAUGAAGUGGUCAUUCCAGGGCAAGAUCGUGCUAGCCGAGUACUUCAUGUCAACCUUUUGAAGAAGUGGGUAUCCCGACCUGAGCAGAGAGCGCAAGUGAUGAUGAUUCGUCAUGUGAAGGAGGAGGAGGAAUGGGAAGACCAGUACUUGCCUCGACCAGUAGCUGGAAAUAUUCAUCUGGAGCAUCUGCCUGAAGAUCAGCAAUCCCAGGUGAGAGCUCUAUGUACCCCUGAAACCUUCUCAGAAUAUCCUGGUUUGACAUCUUUGAUACAACAUGAUGUGAUAUUAAAACCUGAUGCAGCUGUUAGACGUAUGAGUUACAGAAUACCUGAGAGACUCCAAGAGGACUUGAAGGAGGAAGUGAACUUGAUGCUGAGACUGGGAAUUAUUGAACCCUCUAAAAGCGAGUGGUGCCAUCCGGUGGUCCUAGUACCGAAAAAGGAUGGGAGUAUCCGGUUUUGUAUUGACUUCCGGUACUUGAAUUCUGUAUCACAGUUUGACUCAUAUCCUACUCCCCGUAUAGACGCCUUAAUUGAUCGAUUGGGCAAAGCCAAAUACCUGACGACCAUCGAUUUGUCCAAAGGGUAUUGGCAGAUACCAUUGACACAACAGGCCCGUCCUUUAACAGCAUUUAGGACACCAUGGGGGCUAUUCCAUUUCCGGGUUUUACCCUUUGGCCUGCAUGGGGCACCGGCUACCUUUCAGAGACUUAUUGACCAGGUGUUACAUGGGCUAACCUUUGCUGCAGCUUAUUUGGAUGACAUAGUCAUCUACAGUACUACCUGGGAGGAGCAUGUUCAACACCUUCAAGAGGUUCUACAGCGUCUGCAAGAAGCAGGCCUCACAGUGAAUCCUGCCAAGUGUGCUGUAGCCAGGACGGAAACAGAGUACCUGGGCUUUGUCAUUGGCAACGGGGUAGUGCGACCACAAGUCAAAAAGGUCCAGGCAUUAGAGGAAGCUCCCAUUCCUCAGACACGUAAGGAACUCAGGUCCUUUCUGGGAAUGGCGGGAUUUUAUAAUCGUUUUAUCCCUCACUUUUCUAGCAGGGCUGCCCUGUUGACAGAUAUGGUGGGGGUUCGAUGUCCAAAUCAAUGGCAGUGGUCAGAAGAAAGGAUGACGGCCUUUCGAGAUAUUCAAUCGGCGUUAAGAGAAAAUGCUGUGCUGUACAGUCCAGACUUUGAUCAAGAAUUUAUUGUGCAGACGGAUGCCUCUGAGAGGGGCAUAGGGGCUGUGUUGUUACAGGGACCACCUGGUGAGCGACGGCCUGUGGCUUUCAUUAGCCGCAAACUCUUUCCAAGGGAAGUCCGCUAUUCGACAAUAGAGAAGGAAUGUUUGGCAGUUAAAUGGGCCCUAGACUCCUUGAGAUAUUACCUACUUGGAAGGGAGUUCAAGUUGGAAACGGACCAUAAAGCUCUCCAGUGGCUGGAAAGGAUGAAAGAUACCAAUGGGAGGAUCACACGGUGGUAUCUGGCUAUGCAGCCUUUCCGGUUCACUGUCCAGCACGUUCCGGGCAAGUCCAAUGUGACCGCUGACUACUUCUCUCGUUGUAUCCACGAGAUGCCUGAAGGGAGGGGGUGUGUGAUGGCCGAACCUGUGGCCACACAUUGAUAAGGUUUAAGUUACCGUGGCAUGGAGGUUGGAUGAAUGGCGUUGACUCAGGUGUGCGUCUUUCCGUCAUCGCGGUCUUGACUGACAAAAGGCUGAGGCGCGUGCGGCAGUCAAUAUUUAUGGUCUGAGCAUUCC